UAAGUGCUUGUCUCUCGUAUGUUUGACGAAGGGCGAUUCAGGUGACGCAGCCAAGACGCGGGAUGCCUCGGUUCCUUGUGAAUGGGAGUCGACAAUUUAAUAAACGACAGCAUCGAAACCUCGGGUCAUUGGUUGCCAGAUCGUACUCGUACUGGCGAGUAAGCAACAGAUAGAUCGCACUUGCUUCUCCUUCUCGUCUGCUUCCAUCAUUUCUCAAGCCGGUCGUUGUUCGAUUCGGAGGAUUUAUUGUAUUAUUGAUCAAGACCACCUUUCUCCGUAAUACCGCGACUUCACUCCUCACAACCUUUUUCUCCUAAGCCGGACCAUCACAUACGCCAUGUCUCGACCUGUCGCUCUCGCAAGGGCAAGUGAGAUUAGAACACCCCCUCCGCCUGGCGCACCUUACAGUGUUGCUCUCGACGGAAGUGAAGAGGAAGGACGUAGCAAGGUUUACAGACACUGGAGAUUCAAGGACGGUCUGCUGGAAUCUUUGGACCCCCAAAUCACAUCCGCCCAUGACUUCUUCGAAAAGACUGCCAACCGCAUCCCCAACUCGAGAUGUCUCGGAUACCGCCCCUACGAUUCUACCACCAAGACCUUCGGCCCCUACGUGUGGGAGACAUAUGGCCAGGUCCAGGAGAGAAGAAAGAACUUUGGUAUCGGCAUGGUCCAUCUUCACCACCAAUAUGGCAUCACUGGUAGACAACACGGUGUCGGGCUCUGGUGCCAGAACCGUCCCGAGUGGCAGAUUGUUGACUUGGGAUGCAUGUCGCAGUCUCUCUACACCGUCUCUCUUUACGACACUCUCGGCCCCGACACGACCGAGUACAUCAUCAACCACUCUUCGCUAGCCGCUGUCGCAACCUCCCUGAGCCAUAUUCCUACUCUGCUCAAGCUCGCUCCCCGCUGCCCUACCUUGAAGAUCAUCGUGUCGCUCGACCCUCUCAGCUCGGGCACCGAACUACCAGGAAACUCAAAGGCAGAUCUGCUCAAUGCUCUGGCUUCCGAAGCCGGUAUUCAGGUCAUCUACAUCCGCGAUGUCGAGGCUCUGGGUGAAGCCAGUCCCCGCCCCUACAACGUUCCUCAACCCGAAGACAUUGUCACCAUCAACUACACUUCUGGUACAACCGGUCCCCCCAAGGGUGUCGUCCUGACCCAGAAGAACGCCGUUGCAGCAGCUUCGGCUUCCAUGACCUUGGUCGACAUGCGUGAAAACGAAGUCAUGUGCUCUUACUUGCCCCUGGCCCAUAUCUACGAGCGUGUGACCGAAGGCUCUGCUCUCUGGGCUGGCGGUGCUAUUGGCUACUUCCACGGCAACAUUCUGGAGCUCGUCGAUGAUUUCAAGCUUCUCCGUCCGACCAGCUUAAUCAGUGUACCGCGUCUGUACAACCGCUUCGGCGGUGCCAUCAAGACCGCUACUCUGGAAGCAUCUGGUGUCAGAGGAGCUCUUUCAAGACAUGUUGUAUCAACCAAGUUGGCAACUCUCAGCAGUCCCGAUCCUAAGCAGGCAACCAACAAACACGCCUUUUACGACCGUAUCUGGGGCAGAAAGGUUACAGCUCAACUUGGUUUGGACCGUGUGAGAGCCAUGGUUUCGGGAUCUGCUCCCAUUGAUCCGUCACUACAGCAGUUCAUGCGUGUGGUCUUCGGAAACAGUUUCCUCCAAGGCUAUGGUUUGACCGAAACUUACGCCAUUGCUUGCGCUCAAGUUGAGGGUGAUAUGACAGCGGGUAACUGUGGUGCAGUCAUGCCUACAAGUGAGCUGUGUUUGAUGGACGUGCCAGACAUGGAGUACUUUGCAUCCGACAAACCUUUCCCUCGCGGUGAAUUGUUGGUUCGCGGACCGACUGUGUUCAGAGAAUACCUCAAGAACCCCGAAGAGACGGAAAAGUCGCUCCUGCCCGACGGUUGGUUCCGCACCGGAGAUAUCUGCUCAGUCGACGAGUUGGGCCGCUUCAAGAUCAUCGAUCGCAGAAAGAACGUCCUCAAGCUAGCACAGGGCGAGUAUAUCUCACCAGAGCGCAUUGAAAACGUUUACCUUGGUAACACCACUUGGUUCUCGCAAGCCUAUGUGCACGGAGACAGCGACAGAGCAUUCUUGGUUGCCAUAUUUGGUAUUCAAGCUGACACAUUUGCUGGUUUCGCAAGCAAAGUGCUUGGUAAACAGUUGGGCGCAACCGACAUCAAGGCUUUGGAGGCGGCAGCACAGGACGUCAAGGUCCGCCAUGCCGUGCUCAAGGAGCUUGACAAGAUUGGCAAAAAGAACAAGUUCAACAGAUACGAGAUGGUACGCAACGUACGAUUGAUGGUGGAGCCUUUCACCGUCGACAACGAGCUCCUCACACCUACCCUCAAGUUGAAGAGACCUCAGACGGCAAAGAAAUACCGCGCACUCCUCGAUGAGAUGUACACUGAGGCCGAAGCACAAAGCAGUGCUAGAGCCAAGUUGUAGAAGAAUAUACUACAAUCUAGAUAGGGAUGGCUCAGUACUCAACACAUACAUGCAGUGUGCAGAAGAGCUCAUGGUCAGCUUUCGAAUAACAUUAACGAUUUCACAACAA
Aureobasidium pullulans EXF-150 is the source of this 2561-nucleotide messenger RNA. Its product is annotated as acetyl-CoA synthetase-like protein. Gene Ontology annotation, cellular component: membrane; endoplasmic reticulum. The transcript has 6 exons. Gene Ontology annotation, molecular function: long-chain fatty acid-CoA ligase activity. Lineage: Eukaryota; Fungi; Ascomycota; Dothideomycetes; Dothideales; Saccotheciaceae. The record is from RefSeq and is a predicted model, not a curated record. Bases 338 to 2452 code for a protein of 704 amino acids. Gene Ontology annotation, biological process: long-chain fatty acid metabolic process.